Messenger RNA from Scutellospora calospora, 498 nucleotides. The record is from the annotation of a GenBank genome assembly. NCBI's taxonomy places the organism in Eukaryota, Fungi, Glomeromycota, Glomeromycetes, Diversisporales, Gigasporaceae.
AUGAGUUCUAAUAACUCUAAACAAAAGAAACCAUUAACUAACUCUUCUAACUGGGAAGAACAAAACAAUGAAAACAAAACAAUAGAUAAAAAAGCACAUGAUACUAUGCAAAACAAUACUGACGUAACCAAAACAACAAAUACAUGUGUCAAAACAGCAAAUAAAUCUCAUCUAGAAACAUCUACAAACAUCUCGAAUAGAAAAACUAUAUCAACUCCUUCUUCCUUAACCCAAGAAAUAUAUAUAAACGAACAUCCUAAAAACUCUUCUACUGAAAAGCAACAGGAUAUAUCCAGAACUAGUGAAAGUAACAAUACUCAAGCUAGCGUAUCUAAAAGAACAGAGGAUAUAACUAUAACUAUAGAAGAUACAAAUAUGGAGAAAGAUUCAAAAACUCAGAAAAUUAGCUUGACAAAUGCUACCACUUCUGACAAGAAAAUAGUACAAGAGGUAAAUUCUCCUAUAGUUAUUAUUGAUAACAAUAAUCAUAAACUAUAA